AUGGCUGGAAGAUAUAGGGAUCCCCGGCUGUCAGAUGAGUUCGAGUAUCUGACUGUGCCUCAGUCGAAUCGAGGUUAUCAUUCGGACGAUGAAGCUCGGCAGAAGAAGCGGACAGUCUUUGUCGACCGCACAGAGCCUCAGGUGUCAACCGAGGCGAGAAGGCCAUCCCCUCCGCCGAGACUGAAGCGUGCUCAUGUCGCACCGUACUCCAGUCGUGUCCCAUCUCCACCUCCGUUGAGGAACGACCAUCGCCGGUUCUCUUCCCAGGAUGUACGGCCAUCCCGCGCUCUCAGCCCUCCGCGACCAGCACCAUACGCUCCAACUGGCAACUCUUCAUAUCCAUCAUCUCUUAGGAGGAAUGGAUCUCGUAAUGCCCGGAUUCCUCCAGUCAGUGUUGCAGUUAUCGGUCCCCAAGGUUCCGAUGAAGUUGAACCAUCCCGAGGGAUCUCCACGCUACCUGUAAGACCAGAUGCCGAUGUUUCGUUUCCGAAGGUCAUGCAUCAGCAAGAGCAACGCUCAUGGCACAACAGGUCAAACUCGGCUGGCCGAUCGAUCGUGACAUCGCCGUCUCUCGCAACAUCCGGGCAGUCAUUCCCUUCAUCCGCGACUGGCACACUCGGCGACAGACUCUAUCGAUACAACGCAUUAGGAGAGUCUGAAAUCAGAUUGAUCAGACUACUUCCGGCGCGAAUGUUCAAGAUCAAAUGCGAAGUAUUCCAUGCUCCAAUUACAAAACUACCGGAUUAUAUCGCUAUAUCGUAUGCGUGGGGCGACGCAGGGGACACGCGACGUUUGGAACUUGAAGGCACAGAGAUUCCGGUAUCUGCUAGUUUGCAUGGCGCCUUGCAAGCUCUCCGACGAAAGAAUGAGAUAGUCACCGUAUGGGUGGACGCGCUCUGUAUCGAUCAGCACAACAGGGAUGAAAGAACACAACAAGUUCAAAUGAUGACAAAGAUUUACUCGAGGGCAGAGUCCGUAGCUGUCUGGCUUGGCCCAGAAGCAGACCGGAGUUCUGACGCGGCCGAGUUUCUCCUGAGAAUGACUCAACAUUCGGGAUCACCAGACAAGAUUACGAAACUUCUUUCCUCCAAAAGCAACGAGAGCGACAUCGCUGCAGCCGUAUCUCUUUUCGAAAGAGACUACUGGAAGAGACUGUGGGUGGUACAAGAAGUCUUCAAUGCACGCUCCGUCACUGUCUAUUGCGGCUCCAGCAAGCUUCCGUGGGAUGUCUAUAGAGAGGCGUCCAACGUUUUUCAAAGACACAAGGGUGACUUGGAUUACUACUUUCCUGGGAAUUCCCAGGGCCGGACAUACGCCAGAGCAGCACAGAACCACUUCACUUACUCCCAGAUUUUGACUUAUCAAGGUCCUGGAAGUCUUCCAGACAUCCGAGCUUUGAGACACUAUGGGGAGGAUUCUCUUCUGGAGGUUAUGCGUGUCUGUCGACGGAAAUUCUCUGCUGAUCCAAAAGACAAAGUCUUCGGAAUCUUGGGUUUGCUCACAGAAGACGUGCGCAAGGACUUCCCAGUCGAUUACAGUCUAUCCGUCAAAGAAAUCUACACGGACGUGGUAGACUUUCUUAUAUCAACAACUGGACGUUUCGACGUGAUUUGCGAGGCCAUUCACUACCCGCCUCACAUGGACACUGCGAAUCUACCCUCGUGGGUCCCAGACUGGUCUCACAUUCCUGACACCGUCGCUUUGGGCGCUAUGGCCUUUGAGCCGCCCUUCUCCGCAUCGCAACGCAAAGAGAUCAAGUUUUCCUUCAAAGACGAUCGUCGAAACAAGAUUGAGAUCACCUCUCUUGAGAUUGACACCAUCCGCACUCAUGGCAUUGCAGUCGGUACACUGUGUACAUUAGCAGACUACCUCAUGGCUUUCAUCCACUGGAGAGCGCUUCUGCUAGCGACGUACAAGGCCGACGAUCUUGAGGCGCAAGACCUCUUCUGCAGGGCACUUUGUCUCAACCAAGUGCCUCGUAAAUGGGCCAAUUCGUUCGACUGGGUUACCGCCUGCUUCCAUGUGUUUGCGUCGUUGAUUCGGGAGAGGCUGCCGCAUCUGCCUCUUGAUCAAGAGCUUGAGAAGUACAUUGACGCGAAGACUGAUAUCAAGCCUGACGCCCGUCGGAGAUUCCUUCAGGAACACUUUGGCUCUCGGAUGAUGGGUCGAUGCUUUUACAUCACUGAGGGGGAUCGCAUUGGCAUCGGAUCUGGAUUCAUGGCUGUUGGAGAUGUCGUCGUAGUCCCACUUGGUUGCUCAACACCAGUGGUCCUUCGCCCUGAGGGAUGUCGCUCAGAGUGUCGCUAUGUUGGCGAUGCGUAUUUGCAUGGGUACAUGUAUGGCAGAGCCAUAGAUCAAUGGCGUAAUGGAGACAGGAAGGCGUCCAAGUUUGUUCUACACUAG
Messenger RNA from Colletotrichum gloeosporioides, 2403 nucleotides. RefSeq lists its product as uncharacterized. The transcript has a single exon. Lineage: Eukaryota; Fungi; Ascomycota; Sordariomycetes; Glomerellales; Glomerellaceae. The record is from RefSeq and is a predicted model, not a curated record. The coding region runs from base 1 to 2403 and encodes 800 amino acids.